Molecule: messenger RNA, 528 nt
Organism: Nicotiana attenuata
Lineage: Eukaryota; Viridiplantae; Streptophyta; Magnoliopsida; Solanales; Solanaceae
Product: wall-associated receptor kinase-like 20
Exons: 1
Coding region: 1-528 (175 amino acids)
Molecular function (GO): polysaccharide binding
Source: RefSeq, a predicted model, not a curated record
AUGGAUGUGCCAUACCCUCUUAGUACUAGUGAUAAAUGUGGGAAUCCAAGCUACAAAAUUCACUGCAAAAAUGGUAGCUUAGAGUUCUUGUCUGCUGAAGGAAUUUACUACAAAAUCCUCAGCAUAAACCCAAAUGCAUCUAGACUUAUUAUUAGUUCUCCUCUCAUGCAGAAUGACACUUGCAACUCUUUUGAUCUUUCUGUAGGCGGCUUAAGAAUUGAUGAGAACUCUCCCUUCAAUAUAUCGUCACGGAAUACUGUUAUGUUACUUAACUGCUCAGAGAGAAUUCUUUUAUCCCCAUUGAACUGCUCUUUAAACAGUCCUUGCAGGAAGUUUGAGAAUGAAGUUAAGGGUUGUAGAGAUACAGUAUGCUGCAGUUACCUGAAGGUGGAUUCUAAGACUUCUCAUAGAAUUAGGGUUAGGGUUGGUGGCUGCACAGCGUAUACUUCUGUGGUGGAUUUGAAGGCAGGAGACUCUAUCAAUGCUUGGCAGUAUGGCGUUGAGCUCCAAUGGCUAUCCCCUAAAUGA